AUGAAAAUAGAAGUCCAUAUCAAGGAUAAACAAUUUGCAAUAAAUUGUGGAGAUGGAUUACAAAAGGUCAAAUGGUUAGGAGAUGUCGCCAUUUUUAGACACAGCCAUUUCUAUUCCUAAAUAAACUCUACGACAAAAGGAAUUAAAUUAGAAAAUGGAGAAAUGGUUGAUUUGAAUGCUAUAAUAAGUAGCACUUUAGCAGAAAACACUCACGUUUGGGUUGUUCUAAAAGGUAUUUUUCUAAUUUGAAUAUUUUUAGAGGAUUUAGAGGCAAUGGGUAUGGAUACAAAAUAGCAGCAACAAUAACAUAAGAGACCAAUAACUGCUGUAAGCAGAAGAAAAUGA
Molecule: messenger RNA, 345 nt
Organism: Paramecium octaurelia
Lineage: Eukaryota; Ciliophora; Oligohymenophorea; Peniculida; Parameciidae
Source: the annotation of a GenBank genome assembly